Linum trigynum is the source of this 4621-nucleotide messenger RNA. The record is from the annotation of a GenBank genome assembly. Lineage: Eukaryota; Viridiplantae; Streptophyta; Magnoliopsida; Malpighiales; Linaceae.
CGCAUGGUCAAAACGAUGUCGUUUGGAGUCGAGCAAUGUCGCGGAGAAUUUAAACGAGACCGCGAAGAGGCUCGGCGGUACCGCGGUACUUGAAACGACAUUGGUUGCAGACCAUGUGUGAGUCAUGCGCAGGACAUGUGUUGCUGUUGGACAAGAAAUAUUUUUUAUUUUAUUUUUCCUUGUCGGAGGAGGAGAGUAACAACACCGUUUGGAGUCAAGCAAUGCUGCGAAGAGACAAAACGGUGCCACGAACCUCAAAGCUCAACGGCAUCGCGAGAUUGGGAAACAGUGUCGUUUGGCUAAAAACGGCACCGCGACAAGCGGCAUCGCGAAUGAGUUAAAACGGCACCGCAAGGAAGCUCAGCGGUGCCGCGGCACAGGAAACGAUACCGAAAAACAAAAGGGGCCGCGUGUUUAGUUGGGUGUUGGAAAAAGGAGUUUUUUAUAUAAUUAGUUAUUAUCUUUAUUCCUUGUCGGAAGGGGAAAAUCGGUACCGCAUGGAGACAAGCGGUAUCGCGGAGGAUUAAAACGUACCGCUGAUUUAAAAAUGAUGCCACGAGAGGCUGAUAAGCGGUACCGAUUAAUUAAACACCAUAUCGGGUAAGUGACCAAAAUCCGCCCAGCCCAAUGCGAGUGAGUGCAAACGCGCCGCCGUUCAAUGAACUGGUAUGUUUGGCUGUGUCAGCAGUGUUGUUUAAUUAAAAACGGUACCGCAAGUAAGCCCAACGGUACCGCGGAUUAGCAAACGACAGUGUUUAAAUAACAAACAAUGUCGCAAAAGGAAAAACAAACGGAGCUGUUGUGGCGCUAGCGAUGUCGUUGGCCAUAGCUAGUGAUGGCCGGAUUAAUUAAUUAAUAUUUUAAAGAUUAUUUUGGAUGGUGUCGUUUUAGUAAGAACGACACCGCGAGUGAGUCUAAUGAUGCCGCGGUAGUUAAAACGACAGUGUUUUACUUAAAACAAAGUCGUGGAGUAAAAAAAGCAGACAGAGCUGUUUGGGGAAGAAAACGACAUCGCGUGAGAUUCACACCAACCCGAGCAAGGAGGAGAUCAAGACGGUUGAGACACGUGGGAGUUCACAACGGAGCAGUUGAGGAAGCGGUUCCACCUAGCGUGAAGACUACGAAGCGUUUUUUCGAAUAAAAGCAGUGGAGCAAGGAGAAAGAAAGAGACAACCAAAAAUCAACACAAAACAACUCUGUCAAAACUUUGCCUUUUCUCUGUAACUCUUUCGCGGAGCUCUCCUUCCAAGAUGGAUCUCCAUAGUUGUAGUCUUAGUCGUAGUCGCGGAGCUCUCCAUAGGAGUAGCGGUAGUGUAGAUUCCUCAAAAAACUCAAACACCCUCGUUCGAACGUAGUUUGGAGAGGUGCGAACCGUAGUAACGGUCGCGUUGGUUAGAAGUCAGAGGUGCAUCGAUCAGAUCAACAUCUCCCGGCGGUGGACAUUUGACGGUCACGUUGAUUUCACCAUUCAAAGGUGCAUCGAUCAAAUCAACAUCGCACGGCGGUGGAUAUUUGAUGAUCGUCAUCGUUUUCAGAAGUCAGAGUUGCACUGAUCAAAUCAACGGCGCCGACAUUCAGCGGCGGAUAUUUGACGGUCGUCUCAAUUUCAGCAAUCAGCGGUGCUUCCGAUCAAACGGCACCGCAAGAGUUUCCAUCACGAAACAUCAGAUCAACAUCGCCGGAAACCAAAAUCGGCACCGGCGGUGGUAUUUGAUUUUCCCGGGGAAACAAUUUGGCACACCCAGUGGGAUCCGUGUGUUUGAUGUGAAUACAGAUCCCCGUCGAGGAAAUCAAGAUCGUGAUCUUCCACACGUACCUGUGGAGGAGGAGGCGCCCGACAUUGAAGUUGGUCAGGCGAACGGGGCAGAUAGACGUACUCAAGGGAUGGAAGAGCUUCUACAUGCUGAAAUCCUGUAUCUACUUCAAUCCAUGGAGGAGUUUCGCCAAUCCAUGAAGGAGUUUCACCAAGAGGUAAAUCUCCAAUUUGAUAAUCUUGAAAAGAAAGUGGAUAAGUUUGAAAACAACAUAGAUCGAUGGUUUGAUAAGUAUGAUGACUGUGUUUCUGAUUUUAGUAUGUCAAUACAUAGAGCCACGUAUGAUUUUGAUGUGUUUAAAUAUGAAACCAUGUCUGUUGCGUGCGAUGAUUUAAUGGCUGAUCGACUAGCCAUGGUCAACCAAAUUUCAUCGAUGAGCCUUGCUACGACACUGUUGCCAGAAGCAAGGAAUCCCAAUGUGUCUUUUCCAGUGAACAACAUUGGUCUUAAGGACACACAAGUUGGAGGUGGCUUGCAGAAGCCAUUACAAAGAGGUCAGUAUCAACAUAUGUCUAAUAAGAAUGAAAAUAAGAAUCAGGGUGGACAAUCUGGUUACAAUCACGUGGAGCAUAGCAUGCUCGCGUAUGAGGGGUUGUCCAAGCAACAUUGCGAUGGGGUUCAAUCUAAGCCGCUAGGGGGGCAUGAGAUCCCACCGCAUGGCCGGUUGAAAGAAAAACAACACCGUAAGUGGCAAAUAAGUUUGCCACAUCCUCCCCAUUCUAUGAAAAAUCAAACUAGGAUAACCACAAACACUACUCAAGAUGGAGGUGGUGACCACGUGGAAAAAUCUAAUGUCACCAAAGUGGGCAUGAAUCAACAGAACCCUCAUUGUAAUUUGUCCCCAAAGCCUCCAGUGAGUGGACAGGGGGGCAAGUUCAAUCAACCCCAACAUGGAGUUGCCACACCAAUGCUGGCUGGGAACAAGUCUUCCAUGAUUUUCGGGCAGGGGGGCAAACUAAAUGCCCGAAAACUUUCAAUCUCACGUGAAAAUUCAAAAGAUACCAAGUGGUUCUGUGAUAAGUACAUUAAUCAAAAUAACCACAUGACUGUUGGUAAAGCUCGUAAGCCUCAAACUCAACAACGUCGUAAUUGUGUGCAGCUCACAAAACAAGACCAGUCUGGGCAAACGAUGCCACAUGGUCGAUUUGACUGGACAAAGACGUUAGAAAACUUCAAUGUCCCGCCAAGAGUAAAAAACACCGGUGAUUUUCUCUGUCACGACCCUGUGGCUAAGAUGAAGCCAAAUUGAGCUCGUGGAAUUUCAAACCAAGGUGUUCGAGCUCGACAAACUGGAGAGCUACAAACCACCAUUGAUUCCAAAACAUCAAUACCAACGCGUGUGAAGCCAGCUGUGAUGAAUCAUGGACUUUACGGAUGGCUUGUUUGGUUUGAUCCAUGGAGUUGGCAGUGGGUGUGGACUUUUUGCAUAAUGAUUUAUGCCAAAGUCUAGCCGUUAUUUAUUUAUCUAGAUAGUUCGGUCAAUUUUAGGUGUCCUUUUGGGCGUCCAAUCGAACGCAUCAUUGAUUUAAAAUAUUGAUAUAUUAAGUAAAUAGAGUGUGGCUAAUUUAGGCCACGAGAAAAUUACUAUAUAUAUAAAAGUAGCAUGGCGAAGCUUGCCGCAUCGUUGCGAGCAAUAUUAAAUUUUCAGAAACGGUCGCGUUGGUUAGAAAAAAAAAAGAAGAAAAAAAUAGCUUUGCCGACAGCUUUGGACAAUUAAUGUUGCUAGGCUAAUUAUACCAAGUUGGCCUACUUUUGCUAAGCAGAAUUGUUUUUCACUUGACUCACCGGAGUUGGAGAAAUUUUAGGUAAUUGAAGUUGUGUCAACAACUUGGUUCAUAAAUUCUUAUAAACCAAGUUGUGGGGGCAUUGUUUACACCUAAAAUAUUUUUGGCCUAAAUUCAAUGCCGUAAUAAUGAGUCUCGGCAUUUAAUUCGAUAUCGCAUGGCCAAAACGAUGUCGUUUGGAGUCGAGCAAUGCCGCGGAGAAUUUAAGCGAGACCUCGAAGAGGCUCGGUGGUACCGCGGUACUUGAAACGACAUUGGUUGCAGACCAUGUGUGAGUCAUGCGCAUGACAUGUGUUGCUGUUGGACAAAGAAUGUUUUUUAUUUUAUUUUUCCUUGUCGGAGGAGGAGAGUAACAGCACCGUUUGGAGUCAAGCAAUGAUGCAAAGAGAUAAAACGGUGCCGCGAACCUCAAAGCUCAACGGCAUCGCGAGACUGGAAAACGGUGUCGUUUGGCUAAAAACGGCACCGCGACAAGCGGCAUCGCGGAUGAGUUAAAACGGCACCGUAAGGAAGCUCAGCGGUGCCGCGACACAGGAAACGAUACCGACAAACAAAAGGGGGCCGCGUGUUUAGUUGGGUGAUGGAAAAAGAAGUUUUUUUAUAUAAUUAAUUAUUAUCUUUAUUCCUUGUCGGAAGGGGAAAAUCGGUACCGCAUGGAGACAAGCGGUAUCGCGGAGGAUUAAAACGUACCGCUGAUUUAUAAACGAUGCCGCGAGAGCCUGAUAAGCGGUACCGAUUAAUUAAACACCAUAUCGGGUAAGUGACCAAAAUCCGCCCAGCCCAAUGCGAGUGAGUGCAAACGCGCCGCCGUUCAAUGAACUGGUAUGUUUGGCUGUGUCAGCAGUGUCGUUUAAUUAAAAACGGUACCCCAAGUAAGCCCAACGGUACCGCGGAUUAGCAAACGACAGUGUUUAAAUAAUAAACAAUGUCGCAAAAGGGAAAAACAAACAGAGCUGUUGUGGCGCUAGCGAUGUCGUUGGCCAUAGCUAGUGAUGGACGGAUUAAUUAAUUAAUAUUUUAAAG